Solea senegalensis (Senegalese sole) is the source of this 4217-nucleotide messenger RNA. It is a transcript of the gene ppfibp1b, whose product is annotated as PPFIA binding protein 1b. The coding region runs from base 189 to 3188 and encodes 999 amino acids. The record is from RefSeq and is a predicted model, not a curated record. The transcript has 28 exons. Gene Ontology annotation, cellular component: presynaptic active zone. Lineage: Eukaryota; Metazoa; Chordata; Actinopteri; Pleuronectiformes; Soleidae. Gene Ontology annotation, molecular function: protein binding. Gene Ontology annotation, biological process: neuromuscular junction development.
CAACUUUUUCAGCAACUCUGUCACUUCGACAUCAUGGCGUAGAUGUGGACGUAUGGGGGGUUACACUGGUGGGCACCGAUAAGUUUACAAACCAAGUACCGUGAAGUUGUUUAAAACUGUGAACAAAACGAGCUAACGGGAAUAUUUUCAGUUCUUUGAGCAGAGUUUGGGUUAAUCAGUGACUGAAGAUGAUGUCCGAUGCCAGCGACAUGUUGGCAGCAGCCUUGGAGCAGAUGGAUGGCAUUAUAGCAGGAUCGAAGGCUCUGGACUAUUCUAAUGGGUUGUUUGACUGCCAGUCGCCCACUUCCCCUUUCAUGGGCAGCCUGCGGGCGCUUCACCUUCUGGAAGACCUGAGAAGUGUCCUGGAGAUGCUGGACACUGAGGAAAGGGAGAAUCUGCGCUGCCAGAUCCCCGACUCCACAGCUGACAGUCUGGUCGAGUGGCUCAAUGGUCACCUGUCCAAUGGGCACAUCUCUCUGAGUAGUGGUGACCACUAUCAAGAAAGACUUACCAGACUAGAAAGUGAUAAGGAAUCUUUGGUGCUUCAGGUGAGUGUGCUGACAGACCAGGUGGAAGCUCAGGGAGAGAAGAUUCGUGACCUGGAUUUGUGUUUGGAUGAACACAGGGAGAAACUCAACGCCACUGAGGAGAUGCUGCAGCAGGAACUUCUGUGCAGAACUGCACUGGAAUCCCAGAAGCUUGAACUGAUAUCUGAACUGUCGAACCUGAAGCUGAAGUUUAAUACUAUCGACAAGGAGAGAGUGGACUUUGAUGACAGAUUUAGAGACAGUGAGGAUCUGAUUCUUGAAAUUAAUGAACUGCGGUACAGAUUGACAGAUAUGGAAAGUGAAAAACUACUGUAUGAAAAGAAACUUAAAUCCACUAAGUCGCUAAUGGCCAAGCUUUCUAGCCUGAAAAUCAAAAUGGGCCAGAUGCAGUAUGAGAAACAGAGGAAGGAGCACAAACUUCAGGCAAUGAAGGAGGAACUAGCCGUGCUGAGGAGGCAGCUGGAGGGCAAAGAUGGAGAGAUGAGGAGACUACAGGAUGAGACAGGCUUCAAAGCCAUGGCCUUGAGCAAUGCAGAUCCCUCAGACAGAGUCUCUCAUCCAGAUGAAACUCUUAGAAAGAGGCUGAAAGAAAAACAUGUGGAAGUGCAGAGAAUGAAAAAGGCAGUUGAAUCUUUGAUGGCAGCCAAUGAAGAGAAGGAUCGUAAGAUUGAGGAAUUAAAGCAGUCGUUGGUACGGUACAAGAAAGUUCAAGACAUGGUGAUGUCGGUGCAAGGGAAAAAAGAAAGAACCAAAGAUAACGAGUACAUUGAGAGUCAUGGCGAUGCGUCUCUCGCAUUUUUGUCGACCAUCCUUCCACCCACGGAGCCAGAAAAAAACGAAGAAACAGAUGUUCAUCAGCUGAAAAGGAAAAGCCCAGAUGAGCUGGAAAUUCUCAAUGGAAUGAGUUUAAAUUCUUCACCUUCACCAAGCCCAUCAGACCCAGAACAGGUGUUUGAGUCCACACCAACAGAUGUGGAAAGCAGCCACGAUACCACAAAGAUGAGCAGCCAGGAACAUCUGGACAGGAGCAAUAAUGAAAAGAAUACAAGUGAGGAAGUCAGUAAACUGAGUGAAAAGCCACCUUUGAACCCCUCUGCCACUUUACCUGCUGCCACCACCACCACCACAGAUGACGAAGCCUUUGGCUCUAGAAAGGCUCGUUCGUCUUUCGGAAAGGGUUUUUUCAAGAUUCGUGGGGGCAAGAAAACCGGCAGCUCUCCUAACCUUGACCGCAGCCGGAGUGCGAGUGCGCCUAUGCUAGCUGAGACAGAACGACAGGGCACCGACCAUCUCGAUUUGGCCGGGCUGCCGCAGAGGUCGGCUAACAGCGACAGCACCAACACACUUCCUACAACCCCAGAGGGCAGGAAAAAAUCCAAGGGAAUUAUGAAACUCUUUGGGAAGUUGAAAAGAAGUCAGUCUACCACAUUCACCCUAGAUGAUAACCUACCAGAGGGUGAGUUCAAGCGGGGUGGAGUGCGAGCCACAGCAGGACCCAGACUGGGUUGGUCACGUGACCUCCAACAAGUCAGCAAUGAUGUCGAUGCUCCGUUUGCACGCUGGUCAAAGGAUCAGGUGUGUGACUGGCUCCAGGAUCAGGGUCUCGGUCUUUAUGUGAACAUUUCUCGUGUGUGGAUCUCCUCUGGACAGACGCUGCUCCAGGCCUCACAACAGGACCUGGAGAGGGAGCUUGGCAUCAAACACCCACUGCACAGGAAGAAGCUGCAGCUGGCUCUCCAGGCCCUCGGCUCAGAGGAGGAGGAGAAUAAGGGAAAGCUGGACUACAACUGGGUGACAAGGUGGCUUGAUGACAUCGGUCUUCCUCAGUAUAAGACCCAGUUUGAUGAGGGCAGGGUGGAUGGCCGCAUGCUGCAUUACAUGACAGUGGAUGACCUGCUUUCUCUGAAGGUGGGAAGUGUCCUGCAUCACCUCAGUAUCAAGAGAGCAAUACAAGUGCUUCGACUCAACAACUACGAGCCCAACUGCUUACGUCGUAGGCCAUCAGACGAGAACAACAUUUCUCCAGCAGAAAUCUCCCAGUGGACCAACCACAGGGUGAUGGAGUGGCUGCGAUCGGUGGACCUUGCUGAAUAUGCCCCCAACCUGAGAGGCAGUGGUGUGCAUGGAGGCCUGAUGGUUCUGGAGCCACGGUUCAACGUGGAGACCAUGGCGUUGCUGCUGAACAUCCCCCCAAACAAGACUCUGUUGCGUCGCCACCUCGCUACACAUUUUAACCUGCUCAUCGGCUCAGAGGCUCAGCAUCUUAAACAGGAGUGUCUUGAAAACCCAGACUACACACUGCUCACUGCCACCACCAAAGUCAAGCCAAAGAAACUGCCGUUUGGCAGCUUCGGCAGUCUGAGGAAGAAGAGGCAAGACGAGAAUGAGGAGUAUGUGUGUCCAAUGGAUGUGGAGAUGCCAAAGGGCAGAAGCUUCCAGAAAGGCUUUGAGCUCCAAAUCUACGAGGACGAACUUGACAGACUCCAGCAGAUGGAGGACUCUGAGGGAACUGUGAGACAGAUUGGAGCUUUCUCUGAGGGCAUUCAAAACCUGACGAGCAUGCUGAAAGAUGACGAGUUCUUCAAAGAGAUUUCAAAUUCACCCAACCCCAGUGUAACAGAUGAGGACUCCAACGCAUGAGACUAUCGGGCACCUCGAGACCUGGUCCUGCUGUGAAUGAAACUCUGUGCCAACCCUGACCACCAGACACGUUUCAACUCCACCCCCCGAGAACACUCCCACAUUUCUUUUUAGUGUUACAUUCAAAGAUAUGAGCCAAAAGUAUUAGUGUCUUUCUAGUUUCUGUUUUGAACGAUGGUGUCGUGACAGCCUACAGUCCAGUAGCCACUAUUCCUCCUGAACUUUGUCUCAUUACCGUCGUCGGAUGACAGAGGGAACACUUGGGGCAACACCACUGUUUGCCUGCCAGCUGGUUUCUGGAGAUCAUUUUAUACUGGGUUAUGAACUGGCAUCUUUUUUAUGACAGAACUGAAGUGUCAGCCAGCAGAAAGAUGACAUCUAGAAUAUGCCGACAUAGAUUUAAUAUAUAUAUAUAUAUAUCUUCGAAAUUGAUUUCUGACUGAAGAAAUAUUGGGAAAAUGAGAUGAACUUGAUAGAAAGAAAUAUGCUGAGCGGACGUCCCUGUUUUUAGUGUAAAGUAAAAAGUGAGACAGCUGCUAUGUUUUCUACAAAACUAAAGCCUGCUAAUUCAUUGAUGUGUCUUAUAUCGUAUCCUAUUCUGGAGACUUACCAGGUUUUCACUACUCAUCAGUAAUACUCUGCAUGCAUUUGCACCAAUACAUAUCAUACAGUACAAGACUAAAGAAUAUCAUUGCAUGGUAUUGAAAUUUAACACAAUUAUACAGUAUGAGUGUCUUAUUUUUUUAGAACCAUGGAUUGAUUUUAAUGGAAACCUAAUAACAUGCUGGUAUUUUUGGAAAUAGAUUUGUUGCAUUUUCACAUUUGUGAUUCAAGAUAAUGAUGUAAUGAUCUCACCAUACCUAAGAUGAUAAAGUGUGUUCUCCUCUUUUUUUAAUUUUGUAUGUUUAGGACCAAUAAAGUAAUUUAAAUCACUUGGGCUUGUUUCUAUGGAAAAGUUGCUAAAUUCUCCUCAAUUCUGAAUGAAAGAGCAAACAUUUGUCAUUAAAAACAUGGCCAUUAAAGCAACAU